Paraphaeosphaeria sporulosa is the source of this 228-nucleotide messenger RNA. RefSeq lists its product as uncharacterized. The transcript is spliced from 2 exons. Bases 1 to 228 code for a protein of 75 amino acids. The record is from RefSeq and is a predicted model, not a curated record. Lineage: Eukaryota; Fungi; Ascomycota; Dothideomycetes; Pleosporales; Didymosphaeriaceae.
AUGCCUUCCCCAACCCAGAAGUUCGCAAUGUUCCGCACCGCAGCCCGCUAUCUCACCGAACCGCACCCCUUCGCACGCAACCCCGUCACCAUCAAGCCGCACCCGGUAGACUUCAGCUUGUACCCCAAACGCCUGGCUCGCACUGGUGCAUUUGUUUUCCCCAUGGCAUUAGUAGUCCUCGGAUGGCCUGUCGCGGCCGAGAUAUACGGUCGUCGCGUUGGCAUGUGA